Messenger RNA from Zootoca vivipara (common lizard), 8776 nucleotides. RefSeq names its product myogenic differentiation 1 (gene MYOD1). The record is from RefSeq and is a predicted model, not a curated record. Gene Ontology annotation, biological process: regulation of transcription by RNA polymerase II; skeletal muscle cell differentiation; muscle organ development. Gene Ontology annotation, molecular function: DNA-binding transcription factor activity, RNA polymerase II-specific; RNA polymerase II cis-regulatory region sequence-specific DNA binding; protein dimerization activity. Lineage: Eukaryota; Metazoa; Chordata; Lepidosauria; Squamata; Lacertidae.
UCGGAGCAAUGCCCACCCCCGCUUCUGGGAUAAAUAGAGCGGUUUGGAUGGCAUCCGCGACGGGCAUUUCGUUUUCCCCAUGGCAGGCUGAGAAGAGCAAGGGGGAAAGGGGGACCAAGAGUGAAUGAAGCCCCCUUUCACAGCAAGCGAGCGCCUCCCUCUGCUGUCUGACCCGGGAAAAGAAGCGCACCGACGUCUGGCUUCCUGGAGCCUUCGGGAUUGAAGCCCUCUCGCCCCCUCGGGGUUCUUUAAAGCCAGGCGCUGAGCGCGAGGGUGGGCAAUCCGGCGCCCUUCCUUUCUUCUCUCUCUUCCUCCCUCUCUCCCUCCGUCCAGCCUCUGUGGAGUCAUUCUUCCGCCGCCUGCUCCCAUGGAUGUGCUAGGCCACAUGGAGAUCACCGACGGCUCGCUCUGCUCCUUCUCGGCCGCCGAUGACUUCUACGACGACCCCUGCUUCAACACAUCGGACAUGCACUUCUUCGAAGACUUGGACCCCCGGCUGGUGCACGUGGGGGGCCUGCUGAAGGCCGACGAGCACAGCCACCACCACGGCCACGAGGACGAGCACAUCCGCGCGCCCAGCGGGCACCACCAGGCGGGCCGCUGCCUGCUGUGGGCAUGCAAGGCGUGCAAGAGGAAGACCACCAACGCCGACCGUCGCAAGGCGGCCACCAUGCGAGAGAGGAGGCGGCUCAGCAAGGUCAACGAGGCCUUCGAGACACUCAAGCGCUGCACGUCCACGAACCCCAACCAGCGCCUGCCCAAAGUGGAGAUCCUGCGCAACGCCAUCCGCUACAUCGAGAGCCUCCAGGCGCUGCUGCGCGAGCAAGAGGACGCCUACUACCCGGUGCUGGAGCACUACAGCGGCGACUCCGACGCCUCCAGCCCCCGAUCCAAUUGCUCCGACGGCAUGCUGGAUUACAGUGGACCCCCUUGCAGCUCCCGCAGAAGGAAUAGUUAUGACAGUAGCUACUAUACAGAAACACUAAAUGAUUCAAAGCAAGGGAAGAGUUCGGUCAUUUCCAGCCUAGAUUGCUUGUCGAGCAUCGUGGAGAGGAUUUCGACAGACAGCGCUGCCUGUGCCAGCCUGUCCACGGUUGAAAGUGGAACCGAGGGGAGCCCCUGCUCACUCCAGGAAGGGGCUAGCCUGAGUGACCCUGGAGCCCAAAUCUCCUCCCCAGCUACCUGUACCCCUCUCCCUCAGGACAAUGUCAGCAGCAGCAGCAACAACAACAACCCUAUCUACCAAGUGCUAUAAAGCCAUGGGGGACAGAAACUGCCAACAGGAGUGGAUCUCAGCCGAUACACUUAAGCCUGCCUUCCGAAGAUCGGAAAAGACAAUACUUGUGGGUUUUUGGUUUUCCUUACCAGUUUUAAUAUGUAUCUAAUGAUUCCAAGCUUGCAUUACUUCAAAAUACACUUAUUUAUUGGUUAUAAACAAAAGCUAUUUGUAUAUAGAAGAACUUUAGAAGUGCAUACCAUGAAAUGGCUAAUGUUGAAUCUGUGCUUUAAAAGAAGGUAUCCUUAAGUUUGAGGGUCGUCUCAGAUCCUAUGAGGAAUAAUCCUGCACAAAGGUUGCUUAACUACCACUGGUUUCAGUCUGACUUGGCCUACAAGCCUAUGCCCACUGACAUGGGGUUAGGCCCAUGUAAGUAACUCAGUGGGACUUACUUCUGAGGAGGCAUGCAUAGGAUUGCACUGUUAAGCAACCUAAGGCUGCACUCUUCUUAUACACACUUGCCUGGGAGUAAGCCUCAUUGGAAUCAGUGGGACCUAAUUCCGAGUAGACACAUUACAGAAUUGCAGCCUUUCUUUCUCCUCAGAAACCUAGACAUCCACGUAUAUUAUUAUUAUUUUUAAAAAGGUUGUGGACCAUUUUUUAAAAUACUUAUUUUGUAUACUUGUAAAUAAGAGUUGCUUUGCAAAAAAAGAGAAAAGAUUCCAACCAAACAACCCCCCAAAAUUUACGUAUUUAAUGUUGCUUGGUUUGUCGUGCCAAACUUUAACUUUAUAUAUUUAUACAAUGUGGAUGCUGAGAAUGUUUUCAACAGUAUUCUAAAUAAAGAACCUUAUUUAUAAAACUGCUGGAGUUAUUCUGCCUUUGGUUAGGGAAUUUCCUUUUUAUUUUUUAGGUUUCCAGUUUUACAAUUACAUUAUUUUCCAUUCUUAUACAAUAAUUAUUUUAGACUUCCCACCCAGCAUUCCAUAACAGUUCUUUGUACAUCUUGUUUAGUUGCAUAUACAUUAAUUCCUUCACCUUAUUUCCCACAUUAUCAUAACCUUAAUAUUGUCAACUGUUGGUCACAAGGUAUCCAUUACCUGAAAUUUAUACAGUGGUAUCUUGGUUUACAACCACAAUCCGUUCCAGAGGUCUGGUUGUAAACCAAAACAGGUUGUAACCCAAGGCGCGCUUUCGCCAGUGGAGCCUCCCCCCCAAAAUUUGUUGUAAUCCCCCCAAAGGGUUGUAAUCCAAAGAAAGGGACACACGCUUCAGGGUUUGAUGUGGUUGUAAUCCAAAACGGUUGUAAUCCAAAGUGGUUGCAAACCAAGGUACCACUGUAUUUGAGAUCAAAUUUUUGUAAAUACUCCCCUAGAUACUCCCACUCACUCCUCUUCUGUUUCUUAUUUUAGAUGUCAUACUUGCAAGCUCUGCAUAUUCAAUUAAUUUAUUUAACAAUUGUUCUUUUCCUGGAGUCUCUCUUUGUUUAAACCAAUAUCUUGUGCAUACUAUCCUCGCAGCUGUUGUUGCAUAUAAAAAUAAGUUGUGGGCUUUUUUGGUAACUCAUUCCCAAGUACGCCUAGAAGGAAUUCUUCUGGUUUCUUGGGGAAUGUGAGUUAAACUUUUUUACACCAUUUCCCAAAAUUCCUUUGCCCGGUUGCAUUUCCACCAUAAAGGAAUGAAUGCAACCUCUGCAUCUACGCAUUUCCAACAAAGUUUUGCACAUUUUAGCCCGUUUAACCGGUGUCAAAUACCAUCUAUACAUGCAGAGAAGUUCAUUGUCUGAAAAUAUUGAAACCACUCAGGUAUCCAGUUAGAUAUCUCUUGCCUAUCUCUUAGUUUUAUAUUUCCCUCUUUGUAUUCAAUGAGGUCUUUAUACUUUCCCCCAGUCCUAUCCAUACUUAACCUGUUUACUGCAACUGCUUCUACCAGGGAAAUCCAACCGGGAGUCUUUCUUUCUAGGAUAUCUUUGUGUCUCAUCCAGACCUUAUAUAAACUUCUUCUAAUCACAUGAUCAUAAAAAACCCUUGUGAACCUUAGUUUUUUUGUACUAUAGGUACACGUGCUAAAUCAUAAAUCAGAUUGGUCCCUUCUAAAACCAAUAUAUUCACAUCCUUCAGUUCUAUCCAUUCUUUCAUCCAGCUUAGACUGGUUGCUUCAUAGUAAAGUUUCAGAUCUGGGAAAGCAACCCACCCCCUUUGCUUUUCAUCUAUUAAUAUUUUAUUUUUAUUCUUGGUUUUUUCUUUUGCCAUAGGAAGUUUAAUAUAAUAUCAUUUUUCCAUUUUGUAAAGCAGUUGGAGUUGGAUAUUACAGGUCGUGACUGAGACUAAAAUAUCAUUUGGGGGAGGACAUUAAUUUUAAUUACAGAUAUCCUGCCCAGAAAAUACAGGUUCAGUCACUCCCAUUUUUAAAGUCUUUUUUCAUUUCAGACCACACUCUGUUAUAGUUGUCUUGAAAUAAGUUCAGAUUUUCAGAUGCAAUCCAGAGUCCUAAAUAUUUAAUUUUCUUUCCCACUUUGAUUCCUAAGUCAUUUCCCAAUUCUUUCUUUCUUUGGUUUUUUAUAUUCUGAGUUAGCAUUUUCUUUCUGUCUUUAUUAGUAUAAAGUCCUGCCAGGUUGCCAAAUGUUGUAAUAACUUUCAAGGUUGUUGGUAGGCUUUCCGAAGAAUUCUCUACUGUUAUAACUACAUCGUCCGCAAAGGAUUUAAAUUUAUAUAUUCUCUGUCCUAUCCGUAUGUCCUUUAUUCUCUCUUCCUCUCUUAUCUUUCUUGCAAGUACUUCCAAUACCAGAUUAAAUAAUAGUGGAGAUAAGGGGCAUCCUUGUCUAGUACCUUUUUAAAUUUCAAAUUCUGAGAAUGUUUUCAACAGUAUUCUAAAUAAAGAACCUUAUUUAUAAAACUCCUGGAGUUAUUCUGCCUUUGGUUAGGGAAUUUCCCUGUUGCUUCCAGUACAGUGUUAGCAAAUGCACUUCUCAUUUAGUGAAGAAUAUUCACUCUCCCUAUAUAUGAAUAAGGUGAAUUACAGUGCAAUCUUACACCUGUCUACUUUGAAGUAAAUUCAGUCGAGUUCAAUGGGACUUACUCCAAGGUGUAGGAGAUUGUAGAUUGAUUCCAUCCUUCUCUGGUGGAUUAUAUUGGUGGCCAUUGGCUAGGAAAUCAAGGCUGCCAAGUUCUCACUGUGUGUGGCCACACCUAUACACCAUCUUCAAGAUAAUUCAGUCAAAAGGUAGGGUGUCAUAGAAUUGUAGCAUUGCGUGGGAUCCUUGUCCAACCCCCUGGUAUGUAGGAAUCCCAACAAAAGCACCCACAACAGGUGGCCAUUUAUUAAUAAAUUCAUUUAAGACUUUUGAUAAUUCUAUUCUCUAAUGACAUCCUGGGUAACAACCAGGCUGCAUUUCAAUUCAUACAAUGUUUUGCUAAUGGCUAAUCAGAUGUUGCCUUCCAGAUGUUGCUGGACUACAGCUCCCUUCAUCCCUGGCCAAUGGCAUGCUUUUGCCAAAUAUAUGCAUUUUUAUUUUUAUUUUGUAAACAUAGGUUAGUUGGAAAACUGCAUCAGAAAAUUUGGAUUUCAAAGGACGGUUAUGUUUUCGCUUCUCAUAUUGUUUUGCAAAUUUGAUAAAUUCUGAUUUAAAUGCCACCCGAAUGCAAUUUCUCGCCCAUCCCUGCUUCAAAAUGCAGGGCCCCUUUCACGAUGUGCUGCUUUUGUGUGAGUUGGCAUAAAAGUUAACACUGAGGACCUUUUGAAGCAUAUUGGGCUUCUUAUUCAUGAGCAGAUCCUACACAAUAGAGAUGGGGUUCUUUUAAAGUUCUUCAAUACUAUGAGAAUCUUUCCUUUUUUUGUUUUGUUUUGGGUAAUUAUCAAGCUCUGGAGACUUUUUCUAUUGUUGUUUGUGUGCGUUCUGUGUAAAUAAAUAUCUGUCUUUUUGUAUGUAAGAUAAAUGUUUGAGGGUCGCCACAUAUUAUUGUUGUUUUCUUGAUUACUACUUUUUACCAUAGCUACAUGUAACUUUAAAUGUGUGAAGUAUUUUUAACUCCCUCUUCAACUGAAAUAGGCUCCCAUAGUAGCUUACCAUGAUCAGGACUAAGAUGGUCCCUGCCCUUAGGCUUACAAUCCAAAAGGCAUGACACAAAAGGAAAAGGAAUUGGGAGGGAGGAGGAAAACAAGGAAACACAGGCACUCGUUCUUAGUUCAGAGUUCUUUCUUAUCAUUGUUAACAGGGAGGGUAAGCAACAUCUCUGCAAACUCGUCUACUCUAGCCAAUGGAUGGUGCCAGGUUGGUAUCUUCCUUGCCAUGACAUUAUAAUAUAUUUGUACUUUCUUACAAGGAAUUGGACAGAAAUUGCGGCAAAAUUUUGAUUCACCACUUUUGGUUGCCUUUUUUAUUUUACACUAAUGCUUACUGAAAGCAAGUCAAAUUGCAGCAUGUGAAGCUGAAGCCCUGAAACUCUCAGUCAGAAUAUUUGUGCUCGACAAUGAACACCCUGCUCCACAAGUAUUCCCGGAUAUUGAAUUUCAACGAUUUAUUUUAGCAACCUAAGUUUCCACAGCCUGGUUCUAAUGUUACAACAGAGACCACGCAUGCAUUUGACACAUCCCAAAAUAGGCCCAUUAAAACACAUACACAAGGGCUGCUUGCUUCAUUUGUGACACGCACACACACUCAGAGAGAGAGAGAGAGAGAGAGAGAGAGAGAGAGAGAGAGAGAGAAGUAUGUACAAUGUCACCUUUACAAUGCCAGGUAAUUAUUAUAAGGAUAGUCAAAUGGUCAGUCAAAUCACCACAUGGAUCUAUCAGGCAGCUCCAUCUAUCCAACUCCAUCUCAGGCUCUUCCUUCCUCCCAGCUACCAACUGACAUUGAUGAGACAUCAGAGCAAGGGAUGAUUCCAAAGUGCCUAGAACCCAACCCAACUGAGAAUUGUACUUUAAAUGUCAUCCACUGCUUUGGGAACUGGUAACGGUGGAGGAGGGGAAACAACUUCACUGUUCUCUCAGGUAAUGUGAACACACCCUGAAUCUUCUGGAACUAAUAGAAAACCCAUCUAAACCACGAGAGUUGUUAACCUGUUGUUAUUAUUAUUAUUUUUCACACUGAAAGUUGUUUUUAAGCAGCUGUGCCCUUUACCAGUCGCUCCCAGUUUUGCCCCUGCUGCCGCGUGGCAAGAAAGGAGGGAGCAGGCAGGUUGAAUUCAGUCCACGAUAUUUUCAUAAGCGCCCAAAUAAAGUGUUUUAAGCUUAGUACGACAGAUUAGUCAACUUUAGAGGCUGCGGCAACACUCAGAACCUUCCUGGUAACAGAUUUAGCAGCGGGGUUUAUCCUCGCAUUUUUCCCCAAAGGUCAAGAAUGCUGUCAUAUUCUGUAUGAGUAUGAUUGAAGCUCAAACCAGGGUAGUCAUUUACGUAAGCUAAAGCAGAUGAUGUCGGUGUCACUGAAAUGUAGUGUCAGUAGAUAAGCAAAUGAUGAGCAUAGUUAAUGCGGAGUGCUAUUUAGAGUGUACUGUAUCAGAAAACCUGAAAGUCCCUAAAACUAUAAGUACAGCAGGAUCAUCCCCCACCAACCCCACAAAUAGUGAUGACCAUUUACUCAUUUAUUUUGGCAAGUGUUCCACAAAUGAAUUCCGGAGGCAGCGCAGUAGGCAGCUCACUUCACCUCCAUGCUUUGGUGUGGUUUUGCUUCCAAUCUAUGAACUAGGGAACAUCAGGCAUUAGCAGAGGGAGAGCGGGGAACCUGAGUUACUCCAUUGGCUGAGACAGCAGCCCCAUUUGGCUCCUUUUUCCAGUUCAGACUGUCAUUAUAAGUGUUACAAUAAAACUUUAAGAGCUGGAGCCUGUUUGCCUCUUUCAUCUUCAUCUCCUUUUCAUUUUAGGUGUUGUGCCUUUUAGAUAGUAAGCUUAUGAACAGAGACUAUGUUGCUUUUUGUGGAUUAUGAUAAAACCUUUUCAGUUGAAGAGUUAACAAGUAAAAGAACAACUAAUAUGCUGGAGAGGUGGGGGAGAGUAUUGACCCGACUUGGUGACACAGCCAGCCCUUUAAAGCCCUAAACAGCCUCAGCCCACUAUACCCAAAGGAGCAUCUCCACCCCCAUCGUUCAGGCCAGACACUGAAGUCCAGCGCCGAGGGCCUUCUGGCAGUUCCCUCAUUGUGAGAAGUGAGGUUACCAGGCAGAGGGCCUUCUCAGUAGUUGCACCUGCCCUGUGGAACACCCUCCUGUCAGAUGUCAAGGAAAUAAACAACUAUCUGACUUUUAGAAGACAGUCCUGUUUCGGGAAGUUUUUAAUGUUUAAUGUUUUAUCACUUUUUUAUUAUUAGCAUUAUUAAUAUCUGUUGGGAGCCACCCAGAGUGGCUGGGGAAACCCAGCCAGAUGGGAAGGGUAUAAAUAAACUACUACUACGGUACUAUUCUGCUCCCGUCUUCUCUGUGCCACUCUUUGCUCCACAGGCUGGUCAACAUUGUCUGAAGAUUUCUAGUCCAGUGUUACUAUGAACAUCCCAUAAUCACUUCCCAGCCUUAUACAAUGUUUUAAAAAAGUCAACACAAUGCCCCUCUCUUUUCUGGCACACAGAGAUAGAUUGAACACAGAAAAAUUUCAUUAGACUCUAAUGCCUGAAGUGGCCACUUCAUCGUGCUUCAUAGUACAGUUAACCCUGUAAUUUACAUACAGCGGUGGGAGAGAGACCUGUAGCCUUCCAUUUGUUGUUGGGACUCCAACCCCCAUCAGCCACAGCCAGCAUGACCAAUGGUUAGGUAUGAUGCACACUGUUGUCCAACGACACCUAGAGGGCCACCAGUUCCCCAUGGAUGGAGUUAAAGAACCAUUUGUUGAAUAAUCCCACUGGGAAAACAGCUUUCUUGGUUGCCAAAUUUCUCUUCCUAACUCUCAAGCGUUGUAAGAGUAAAAUCGACUGCAUUGAUGCGGGUUUAUCUGUAUAGCCUUUCUUAGUGCUGCCCAUGUUUUAUUUUAGUUUUUAGAUGUCUUAGAUGUUUUAACUUUGUACUGAGAAAUGUAUCUUUUCUGACUGAUGAUCGAAUAAAGAAUGAUGAUGAUGCUGAGAACCAUAUAGGUGUACAUGAUCUCCCUGCCAUAAAACCCUGCCACAUUUUUUUUAUGUCAGGAUCAAUUGUAGGAAUAAUGUCAUGGCCUGGUGGAAUGAAGGGAGUAAGAGAGUGGCAGAUCCUGAACUUCGUCAGCAUUAUGGGUUUAAGGUACAAAAUUCAACAAGCUCAUACAAGAUGGACUCACAGAAGACAGAAGUAUUCAUGCCUUCAACUGAACAGAUGAACAUUUGCAGGGGCUGCCAACUUGGUGACUGCAAUCACAAGGGCCUCCAUUGGUGGCCCUGGGAAGGAGCACCAGACACCGAACUUUCAUUUUUUUGUUUUGUUUUUAAGUACAGUGGUGCCUCGCUUAACGAAUGCCCUGCUUAACAAAAUUUCCGCUUAAUUAAAUGAUUUUUUGAGCGGAGGUUGCCUCGCUAGACGAAUUCAUUUUAUGAAAAAUUCAUCUAGCGAAUCGCGGUUUCCCAUAGGAAUGCAUUGAAAUUCAAUUAAUGCGUUCCUAUGGGGG